Molecule: messenger RNA, 666 nt
Organism: Trypanosoma brucei brucei TREU927
Lineage: Eukaryota; Euglenozoa; Kinetoplastea; Trypanosomatida; Trypanosomatidae
Product: phosphatase-like protein, putative
Exons: 1
Coding region: 1-666 (221 amino acids)
Molecular function (GO): protein-folding chaperone binding
Source: RefSeq, a predicted model, not a curated record
AUGGACGCAUCCAGUGCCGCUACAACAAAACCCUUCCAAGGCAACGUCCGCUGCGAAUGGUUCCAGACCCCCUCGCAGGUCACGUUCACCUUCUACGUGAAGGAGCGUCAAAGGGGUGAUGUGCGUGCAGACGUGACUGAGCAGUCACUCACCGUUUCGAUCCGCCUCGACCCCUCCGGCCGUGAAUAUCAGUAUAAUGUCGAGCGCUUCUACGCCCCGUUGGCGGAGGCGUCCGCUACUAUUAAUAUCAGUGGCAUGAAGGUGGAAGUUCAAGUCCGCAAGGCCGUUGAACAGCAAUGGCCGACACUUGAAGCUCCGGAAGACGACGUGGUUUUGCCCAGCACCUCAGGAGGAACCCCAACAACCUCCACCAUUGCUGGUCUGCCAGCCACCGCAAAGGACUUGCCGUAUCCGAACAGCCGCGGCCGCGACUGGAGUGCUGUAAAACUUGAUGACGAUGAUGAAAAACCAGAAGGGGACCAAGCACUGAACGCGCUUUUCCAGAAGAUUUACGGCAACGGCACAGACGAGCAGCGCCGGGCCAUGAUGAAGUCCUUCGUGGAAAGCAACGGCACGGUGCUUUCCACGAACUGGGCUGACGUUGGAAACCGGCACGUAACCACAGAACCACCCACCGGAAUGGAAGAAAAGAAGUACGAAGGCUAA